Drosophila suzukii is the source of this 1152-nucleotide messenger RNA. It is a transcript of the gene mRpL28, whose product is annotated as mitochondrial ribosomal protein L28. Gene Ontology annotation, molecular function: structural constituent of ribosome. The record is from RefSeq and is a predicted model, not a curated record. Lineage: Eukaryota; Metazoa; Arthropoda; Insecta; Diptera; Drosophilidae. Gene Ontology annotation, cellular component: mitochondrial large ribosomal subunit.
CUGUUUUUUCCAAACAGGAAGAGGAAGAGCGCCGUGAGAAGUUGUUGGCCUGGCCAAAAUCAGGGAAAAUAUAGAUUAAUUGCUCAAUCUAGACUGCCACAAUAGUUUUUAGUCAAUAACAAAAAUAUACUGCUAGUUGGUUCCUCGAAAAAUGGCCCACGCCACACCGCAGGGCGUCAAGCUAUUGAACGGAUGGAAGCGUCCGGGUCGCUUUGACAAGGGUCUGGGCGCCCAGCUGCCCGAGGCGUACCGGAAGUUUUGGCGCGAGUGGAAGCUGACAACGCCAGCUGCUGUCCACUACAUCCCCAAGGAGCGCGAAUGGGAACGCGACGAGGUGACCCAUGCCAUCAAGCCGGUGCAGAAUAUACCGCUCCCGCUGAUCGACACCCCGGAAUCCCACCAGGGCAUCUGGGGCGGAGAGGCGGUGAUUAAGGGUUUCCAGAAGCGCGAGCAGACAAAGCGUCGCGUUCCCCACUUCUGGGUGCCCAAUCUGCGACGUUCGGUGGUCCACAGCCAUGUGCUGGACUCCUACAUGUCCGUUGUGGUGACGGAGCGCACGCUGGAGCAGAUCCACGAAUGCCAUGGCUUCGAUCACUAUCUCCUCAAGAAUCGUGCCUGCGAUCUGCGCUCCGCUCUGGCCCUGAAACUCAAGCGUGAGGUGCUCCAGGCCCUGCAGAAAGGCGUUCCCGCCCUGGCCGACGAACCCGAGCGCCAGAAGGAGGUGCUUAGGGAGUACAAACGCUAUCUGGCGCCCUAUACGCCCGAGGAAAUCGAUUGGUACGGCCAUACCUACCUGGAGGCCAUUCGCAAGCUGCAGAAGCAGCUGCGCGAGGCGGAAAAAGUGCUGCCGCAUAAGCUGGAGUUCCGCAGUAAGCUGAUUGAUCAGCUGCGGCAGGCUGGGAUCAGCGAGGCGGGAAAGCUGGAGAAGCCGGAGGCACUGGCGGGAUCUUCAGCCGAGCACAAGGAUUCGGACAUCGAGGCGCUGACAAAGCUGGAAUCCUCGCCCUCCUCCAGUUGGCUGUCUAAGAUCAAUCCUUUCGGCAAGAAAGAAACCUAGACCAGUUAUCCUCGUUUGUUUUUGAUUUAUGUGUUUACCCUCGAAAGAAUAAACAUAAUUUCGGAAACAUUUCGUUAUAAUUCGAUCGAUUCAAA